AUGUCGAAUGUUGAUAUUUCCAGCGAUGGCCUCAUCGGGCUCGACUACGACUCGAGAGGUUAUCUUCAGUCUCACUCCUGGCCUGUGGCCGUGGACCAACAUUCUCACCACCACCACCAUCAUCUUGCUCAUGCUCAUCAACACCCGCACCACCAUCACCACCACCACCACCACCACCACCAACCAGCUCGGAUACAACGCGAUAUCUCGCCUCUGCAGGCUGCUACCACCACCGGUCAUCCCUAUGAUCAGAGCAUCGCUGCUCACGACCCGUUGAUGGUCGACUGGCAAUUCCAGCAAUUCCCUUCUCACCUUCAAUACUCUCCCCCGCCGCCACAGCAGGAUGACCCUACCUCCGCUCCUCCGUUCACCACUGCCGCCGCCAGCUAUGGGAUGCCCAUCCAGUCUUCUCCCCCCAUGGACCUGAUGCCUGCAGCUCCCCACGGCCAGAUGAGCACAGGUUUACUGGACGGUUCCUAUCUAUCCCUGUCAGCCCCCGUCGAUAUGAUGUUCCCUUACCAGGACCUUCAGCCUGAUUUGAUGGCUUUCCCUCAGACCCACGGUCUUCCGGACAUGUCCCCUUAUUCAGCACCGCCCAAUGUGAUUGACAGCAGCUCGCCUGCCGAUACAUACCUCGAAGUCCGGUCUCUGGGCAGUUCAAGCAGUGACAAUGGCUGGAACACCAUCGAGCGUCGUUCUAUCGACUUCUCUUUCCCCGAGCAGGGCUUGUUCAUCAACCCCAACCAGACGCUGCAUGACAGGAGUCUCUCUGAGUCGUCGUACUCGGGAUCCUACGGUAGCUGGGUUGACAUCUCGAACCCCAUCAACUCCCCCACCUCGGAGACCAACCUGGAGUCCCCUUUCAUGCCCGUGAACCGUCGCGUGUCGUUCGACCACACCUCGCAUGGUUCUCAAUCGCCUACUGCUGUCAGUCCCGUGGCUAUUGUGCGGCCCAUUCCUGUACCAGGCAAGAAGUCGACGUCGCCGACGCGUUCAGCCGUGUCUCAUAGGUCCACGGGGUCAACCUCAUCGACUGCUUCCUCUUCUGUCUCUCCGACCACCCGGAAGCCGUCGCGGAAGAGUCCUAUCGCUGCCAAGACAAACGACACCAAGGUUCGCAAGCAGUCGCAGAACGGGAAACCCGAAACCGAAAAGCGAGUGGGUAAGCGUAAGGGCCCUCUCAAGCCGGAUCAAAGGAAACAGGCCAGUGAGAUCCGGAAGCUGAGGGCUUGCUUGCGUUGCAAGUUCCUGAAGAAGACGUGUGACAAAGGUGAGCCUUGUGCUGGUUGCCAGCCUUCGCAUGCUCGUCUUUGGCAGGUGCCUUGCACUCGUAUUGACAUCAAGGAGAUUGGAUACUUCAUGAAGGACUGGAAGGCGGACUACGAACGCCAUAUCUCGAUGGGCUUCUCGGUGGGUAACAUCAAGGGGUUUUCGGAACACGAACGGACUCUCUUCAUCACCCACGGCUAUGGUCAGAUUCUCCCGAUCAACGCUCGGGAGGUUUAUGUGCGUGACGAGCAAUGUUUCAGUAUUGACUGGGUUGAGACGAUGAACCGCGAACCGACCCAGUACGAGGUGGAGACGGCCAAACUGUCCGCUGGUAUGGAGGGCAUCUCACAUGCUAUGUUGUCCGACUACCUCGACCGCCACAUCGAUGGAAACGGCACCUUUGAGAAGUUUGUCGAUGACUACUUCGAAGGUACACCAUUCUUAACACAGAUGCUCAAGACCGCCUUCCGCUACUACUACCGCACGAAGCUGCCUGUUAUCCGGAAGGCUCUGAAGUUGAUCGUCGCCUACAACCUGACUCUGCAUGUCACCAUGGUCGAGGGUCUGGGAGAGGAAGACGAAUUCCUGGGCAAGAUUCGGGACGGUUCGUCCAAGUUCAGCGGCAAGACUAUGGCCCCGGUCAUGAUUAACUUCCAAAUCAAGUGCGCGAUGGCCAACAUGUGGCGUGAAUUGCAAAAGGACGUCUUGGAGGAGCUUUCUGCUCUGUACUCGAGUGUCUACGGCGGUGACAAGCUCAAGAACUGGCCGACCAUCUUUAUCUUGGCCUGCAUUCUGUUGGCUGUGUGGGAAGAGAUGCAAUUCGACUCGCAUUAUCGCACACCGGAUGCUGCUUCCGUGGAUAAAUUCUGCAAUGACAUGGAGACAACACCAGUCGGUGUUAUUGUCGGCUUGUUCCAAGCAAUCUCGCAGAAGUUGCCCGCUUUCACGGACUGGGAGACCCAAAAACACCACCACCUGCUAGCCUCCAAUCCCGAUGUGUGCAGCACUAUGACCGAAGUCCGGCAACAUGUUACACAGCACGAGAACUACCUGCGGAGCCGGAGUAGUAACUCGAAAUUCGACCGCAGUGACUUUGACUGCUUAUCGAAUAAAUUCAUUUCGCGACUUGUUAUCCGUGCCAAUUGA
Molecule: messenger RNA, 2415 nt
Organism: Aspergillus chevalieri
Lineage: Eukaryota; Fungi; Ascomycota; Eurotiomycetes; Eurotiales; Aspergillaceae
Product: Zn(II)2Cys6 transcription factor domain-containing protein
Exons: 4
Coding region: 1-2415 (804 amino acids)
Biological process (GO): regulation of DNA-templated transcription
Molecular function (GO): DNA-binding transcription factor activity, RNA polymerase II-specific; zinc ion binding
Source: RefSeq, a predicted model, not a curated record